Staurois parvus is the source of this 924-nucleotide messenger RNA. The record is from the annotation of a GenBank genome assembly. Lineage: Eukaryota; Metazoa; Chordata; Amphibia; Anura; Ranidae.
AUGGAGGAUACAGCCAGUGGGAUACAACUGGGGAACGUGUCCAACAGUCUCCUAUGGAGAGUAAAGUGCCAUAUGGCCCCUUUCGCUGCAAGGCAAUCGGUAAAAUAUUGUGGCUAUCAGCACGUAGGGGGUCACCAUAUAUUGUGUUCCAAGGAGGUAUGCCGAUGGCAAGCUAUGGCGACCGACAUAGCAUCUCAGUUGUUCAUGGCAGUCAGCAAGUAGCAUUUGACUUCACUUCUAGGAUCAUUGACCAUUUGGUAAUUGCCAAUCCUGACCAUUCAGCUGAAUAUGAUGAUCCUCGUGCCAUUCUGGUACUUGCGGAAGAGGAACUGGUGGCCAUUGAUCUACAGACACCUGGCUGGCCAGUAAUACAGUGCCCUUACCUUGUGUCACUACACUGUUCAGCAAUCACCUGUUCCCAUCACAUCUCUUCUAUUCCACUGAAACUAUGGGAGAGGAUAAUCGGUGCAGGCAGGAAACAGAACACUCAUUACUCUAGCAUGCCUUGGCCAAUUGAUGGAGGCGUGGAUUUAGCCCCAGCUCCACCUCAAAGGGAUUUGCUGCUAACAGGGCAUGAAGAUGGUACUGUACGUUUCUGGGAUGCCUCCGGCGUUUGCCUCCAACUACUGUACAAGAUGAGUACAGUGGGAGUUUUUUCAGACUGACUCUGACCCCAACGACAACCUGAAUUCCCAUGGGGAGGAUGAAUGGCCCCCACUUAGGAAAGUUGGCUGUUUUGACCCAUACAGUGAUGAUCCUCGUCUUGGAAUUCAGAAAAUUUACAUGUGUAAAUUCAGUGGCUACUUAUCAGUUGCUGGAACUGCUGGACAGGUUCUUGUUCUGGAGCUAAAUGAUGAGGCUGCAUUGCAAGUGGUGGAUCAAACAGUAGUGGACUUGUUACAAGAACAGGAAGGCUAUCGUUGG